AUGUCGCAGACUUUGUCCUACACCCCUGUCGACGAGAUUCCUCAAAUCCAUCAGGAUUUGCGGAAGGCAUUCAUAUCUGGCAAGACCAAGUCAAUUGCGUUUCGCAAGCAGCAACUUUUGAACCUAUGCUACCUCCUCGAGGACAACUACGAUCGCUUCAAGCAAGCAUUUGCGGCUGACUUAGGGCGGCCGUAUGAGGAGUCAGAACUCCUGGAACUCAAUGGCACGCUGCUCGAGCUCAAGGAGACCUAUGACAAAGUGGAGGAAUGGGCCUCUCCAGAGAAGGCUCCGUUCAACAUGCUUUGGUUCGCCAUGUCGCCGAUCACUAGGAAGGAACCCAAAGGCGUUGUUCUGAUUAUCAGUCCCUUUAACUACCCCGUCUACCUCACACUAUGCCCGCUGGCUGGUGCUAUCGCAGCUGGAAACACCGUAAUGCUCAAGCCUUCGGAACUGUCGGAGGCCACUGCGGCUCUUCUGACCGAGCUAUUGCCGAAGUAUCUUGACCCGGAGCUGUACCGGGUCGUCAAUGGUGCUGUCCCAGAGACGACAAAGAUUCUCGAGCUUCCUUUUGAUCACAUAUUGUACACCGGUAAUGGCCGCGUAGCCCGGAUCGUUCUAGCCGCAGCGGCCAAGCACUUGACACCAGUCACGACUGAGCUCGGAGGCAAGAGUCCAUGCGUCAUUGACCCUCGUUGCGAUAUCAAGACCGCUGCAAAGAGAAUCAUGUGGGGCAAGCUCGUCAACGGCGGCCAGCUUUGUCUCUCCCCGGACUACGUUCUCGUGCCCGAUUGGUUCCAAGAUAAGUUUGUCGAGGCGCUCAAAGACGCAUACCACGAGCUUCAUCCUGUCGAUCCCAAGGAGUCUGGCCUGGUCUGUCGCAUGGUCAACGAGCGCCACGCAAUACGCGUCAAGAACCUCAUUGACAACACCAAGGGUACGAUCGUCUUCGGUGGUGAAGUAGACGUCGCGACAAAAUAUGCCGCGCCCGCUCUUAUCAAGAACGUCAAGGGGGAUGAUUCUCUCAUGAGCGAAGAGAUUUUUGGUCCUUUCUUGCCUGUGAUACCUGUAAAGGACGUCGAUGAGGCGAUUGAAUUCAUUAACGAGAGGGAUCACCCUCUAAACAUUUAUGUCUUCUCCAACGAUCCAGCCUUCAAGGCCAAGGUGUUCGAUAACACCCAAAGUGGCACAGUUGCGGCGAAUGACACUAUUCUUCACGUCAUGGCGUAUGGCGUUCCAUUUGGCGGAGUCGGACCUAGUGGAUCUGGCUUCACCACCGGAAAGUAUUCGUUUGAAGUCUUUACGCACCUUCGAUGCCAGAUGGACAACCCCAGCUGGAUCGAUCCGGCGCUCAUGGCUGCGCGGUAUACGCCGUUCAAGCCCAGACCGCUGGCCUUUCUCAACAUGCUCUUGCACCCUCGUUUGCCGCCUCGCAACGGCGGCAGGAGCGUCGCGCAAAAACUCAGCCUGGGCUUCAUCUUGGCGCUCACCGCAGCCUUAUCCGCGUACCUCGUGCAUGCGGUGAAGAAGGCCGCAUAGAGACGGGGUCUUCCAUCUUUCUUCGC
Molecule: messenger RNA, 1562 nt
Organism: Laetiporus sulphureus 93-53
Lineage: Eukaryota; Fungi; Basidiomycota; Agaricomycetes; Polyporales; Laetiporaceae
Product: aldehyde dehydrogenase
Exons: 17
Coding region: 1-1536 (511 amino acids)
Biological process (GO): aldehyde metabolic process
Cellular component (GO): cytoplasm
Molecular function (GO): aldehyde dehydrogenase (NAD+) activity
Source: RefSeq, a predicted model, not a curated record